Molecule: messenger RNA, 1638 nt
Organism: Fusarium venenatum
Lineage: Eukaryota; Fungi; Ascomycota; Sordariomycetes; Hypocreales; Nectriaceae
Biological process (GO): regulation of DNA-templated transcription
Molecular function (GO): DNA-binding transcription factor activity
Source: RefSeq, a predicted model, not a curated record
AUGAUCGCAUCGCUCUCAUCGUCGCCACCCACGUCCAUGCCUUACUCAACUUCCCCCGACUCUCACAUUUACAACACCGACAACAUGGUUCGAUCAUCUUCAGCAGAGCCCGCAAAGAGCUCCAAGCGAAAGGGCACCCGAAGCGUUUCCACACUCACACCAUCACAACUUGCGCGCAAGAGAGCCAACGACCGAGAGGCUCAGCGAGCUAUCAGGGCGCGAACCAAGGAGCACAUUGAUCGUCUGGAGCGCGAAUUGGAGGAACUCAAGAGCAAGCAGAGCCGUGAUCAGACCGUCCAAGAGCUUCUUAGACGGAACCAGGCGCUUGAGGAGGAGCUUAUGCGACUUAAGGAGAACAUGGGCGUCUCAAUGACCUCAUCACCUUACUCUGCACCUGGUACGACUCUCUCAGUCACGAUACCUUGCUCGGUUCCCUCACCAACCUCCAACGGCAUACUGACGGCUCCCUCAGUAUACGAUGAUAACCUUAGCUCCGGCAGCGGUGCAGUCCCCAGCCCUCGCGGCUCCCCCUUCCCUUCUGGCGACUACAGCCCCAUCCCCGACUACGGACAUCAAUAUGUCCCCCUCCCUACCAACUGCGAGUCAUGGGCCAACACUGUUUCCUGCCCUGUCCCCUCCAACGUCUCAAGCCCCUCAUCAUCUGCCGACGACUACAGCGCCGGCUACAUCCCCACGAGCGUGCCUACUUCGUUGUUGCCCUCAAACAACACCAGCUCAUCGAGCAUCGGCGCCAUUGGCCACAGCCACAAGGACGUGAUCAAGAUGGAGUAUGAGGAUGUUGACUCACACGUGUCUAGACGCCGGAUACCGCCUCAGCAACCCUUCAAUGCAGCCCGUUUCCCCCCACACUUACAUGGCUCAGCAGCAGCAGCCCGCCUGGAACAUGUAUCCCGUCUACUACCCCCAGGCUCAGUCCUCGGUUCACUGAAGGACCAAAAUCAGCCGGGUGCCUGCUGGCCGGUACCCGUCCUGACCACCCCGCCGGCCUGCCGCUUCGAUCAGCUUUUGGUCGGUUUCCUCCAAGACUGCCGUCGUAUGGCCACUGCAGAGUCACUCGCCCAUACACUGGGUCCGACUCGAAUAGACGUGCGGUCCGUAUUUCGCAGUCACGACAGCCAGCUUGCCUGCUCGCCUCAUCCGAUCACGGAUUUGAUCCGGAGUCUCAUAGACACGGCAGGCAUGACGCGGCUCAUGGAGCGCAUUGCAAUCUUUGCGCCCCUUCAAACAAUGAUAUGUUGGCUUGCACAACCUACGCCAGAGAGACGUGCGCGACUGUGCGAUGACUACGCACCGCGUGAGUGCCAACUGACAACUCCUCACCCCCAAUGGCUUGACCUAGUCCAUUGGGGCUCUCUGCGCGAAGCUACUAUAGAGCGGCAGGAUCUCUACGCUACAGAAGAGUUUCAGAGGAUCUACUUCGACUCCCUGCGCCUUGUCAACUGGUCUUACCAGCCGCUAGAGAGUCUAGUCACGGAUUCCCAGACGGGCCAUGUUGGUCUCACAGACGCUCUUACGGCCCAUGCCAUGAACGGGUCCAAUUGGCGUCUCAACGAGACGUUUACGCAGCGGUACCCUGAGCUUUCUGGCCUAGUGGCCUUGGAGCAUAGCCAUCCUUGA